Messenger RNA from Lycium ferocissimum, 1717 nucleotides. RefSeq lists its product as uncharacterized. The record is from RefSeq and is a predicted model, not a curated record. The coding region runs from base 1 to 1398 and encodes 465 amino acids. Gene Ontology annotation, molecular function: S-adenosylmethionine-dependent methyltransferase activity. NCBI's taxonomy places the organism in Eukaryota, Viridiplantae, Streptophyta, Magnoliopsida, Solanales, Solanaceae. The transcript is spliced from 18 exons.
AUGUCGCACAUCGAAAGCAAAGAGGAAGUUGAGCGUCGGAAGAUGGAAGAAGCCCUAGAAGUCAAGUCCCUCCGCCGUAUCAUCAGCGCAUACCUCAAUUAUCCUGAAGCUGCAGAAGAGGAUGUGAAAAGAUGGGAAAGGUCUUUUACAAAGCUACCGCCACACCAUAAGGCCCUACUAUCUCACCUUCCCUUGAAGUUUCAGAAGCUUAGAUGGUGCAUCGCUCAGAAUUCAUAUUUCAUAUUUGAGAUGCUAAAGAUGUUUGAGCCGCCACUUGAUAUGAGCCAGGAUGUUGAUAUUUGCCAACAUCUAGAUGAUUCGUCAGGUAGUCAUCACUUUUAUAGAUCAAGGAACCUUUGCUUCUGUGAGUCAACCUCAACUAGUGGUGGAGUAGAUUGCCACUGCUCGGCUGAACCGAGCUCUGAAGAAACCUGCAAUGGGAAGUGCCCGGCACCAACAAAAUUUAAUGAGGAGCAAGGCAUUGAUGGUUGUAAGAGCCUUCCAGACCGGGACACAUAUGCUUCUGCUUGUUGCAAUGGAAAUUUAUCUUCAUCACCUCCGGACUGGUUGGACCCAUCUAUGCAGCUGCAUGUUCCACUUGUUGAUGUGGAUAAGGUUCGUUGUAUCAUCAGAAACAUUGUAAGAGACUGGGCCAAGGAGGGUGAAAAAGAACGUGAUCAGUGUUAUAGGCCCAUUCUGGAAGAGCUUGAACGCCUAUUUCCUAAUCGAUCUAAAGAAAAUCCUCCAGCCUGUUUGGUUCCUGGCGCUGGACUUGGAAGACUUGCUCUAGAAAUUUCAUGUCUUGGUUUUGCUAGCCAGGGAAACGAGUUCUCAUACUACAUGAUGAUCUGCUCCAGUUUUAUUCUUAAUCAUACCCAAGCUACUGGUGAAUGGACAAUCUUUCCAUGGAUACACAGCAAUUGCAAUUCGGUGUCAGACAAUGAUCAGCUUCGUCCUGUCCCAAUUCCAGAUAUCCAUCCAGCUAGUGCAGGAAUUACUGAAGGCUUUUCCAUGUGUGGUGGUGAUUUUGUUGAGGUUUAUAGUGAUCCAAGCCAAGCAGGAGUUUGGGAUGCAGUUGUCACUUGUUUCUUCCUAGACACUGCCCAUAACAUUGUUGAGUAUAUUGAGAUAAUCUCAAAGGUCCUCAAAGAUGGUGGAGUCUGGAUAAACCUGGGGCCCUUGCUUUAUCAUUUUGCAGAUAUGUAUAGUCCGGAAGAUGAAAUGUCUAUCGAUCUGAGCUUGGAGGAUGUGAAAAGGGUUGCUCUUCAUUAUGGAUUUAUCUUCGAGAAAGAAUCAACUAUCGAGACAACAUAUACUACAAAUCCACAGUCAAUGAUGCAAAAUCGAUAUUAUGCUGCCUUCUGGACAAUGCGCAAGAGAACAAUGGCAACUCUGUAGUCGUUAAGAGCAUCAAACAGUUUGCAUCCUUGUGUUGUGGAAUACCAAUGAAUUAGCAAGCAUCAAAAAGUUUGCAUCCUGGUGUUGUGGAAUACCAAUGAUAGCCUUGAUUCACUUAAUAUGUAAUCCUAUUGAAGGCAUGCGUUUCUUUUGAAACGGGAGGGAGGAGUUCAUAAAGUCAUCAUUUUUAACGUGACAGAUUUAAGAGCAACUUAUAUGCCUUAAUCAUUGUAGCAGAGAUGGUAUGGAUGGCUAUUUAAAUUUAAGAUUGUCCGAGUCUCAUCAAUGUAUAAUAACUAUGAGUGUGGAUCAUCUCCAA